Molecule: messenger RNA, 3552 nt
Organism: Rhineura floridana
Lineage: Eukaryota; Metazoa; Chordata; Lepidosauria; Squamata; Rhineuridae
Gene: PRR11
Product: proline rich 11
Exons: 10
Coding region: 216-1235 (339 amino acids)
Cellular component (GO): nucleus; cytoplasm
Source: RefSeq, a predicted model, not a curated record
GAUUGGCUCUGGAGGAUGUUGCUAUCAGUUUGAAAUAUUGGGCGUGACCAUGAUAUGUCGGCAUAUGGUCCUCGGAGGGAAGGGAUGGGUAUAUUUUAUUUAAUUUAGGAAGGGAUGGUGCUUCAUUUUUGAAGGAUUUGGGGAUGCGAUGAGAAUGCCUGACUUCAGACUAAGGAUGUUUAACUGGGAGGUGAUUUAGCCUGAAGUCAUAGAAAAUGGCCAAGGACAGUCAACAGCGCCGAAAACUGAGAGCCAGGACGAAGUUUUUGGUGAAGAGAAAGAAGGAUGUUGUUCAAGCUCAGCGUUCAAGUGCUCUCCUUCCAAAGUCUCCAGGUCCAUCUUGCAGUCGAAGUGGGCUCUUUUGCUCCUGGCCCUCAGUUUUUCUGAGCGUAACGGAAGCACUGAAGCCUUUGCUGACUGCAGCCCUGUAUCUGUACUGGUGGUGCCAGGAAAGAGUUGCACAGAUCUCUCAAGUCGUAAAAAAUGCAGUAUUUCUCUCACAUGCACGUCUGCAGGAGCUGGAUGCACUCCGGGGGCGGUUAGAAAAGCUGGAAACGGAAUUUGCCAGGCUACAAUCAGUGGUCCAGUGUGGGACGGUUGCGUCUUCCUUGGACAAGCCACCUUGCCAAACGAGGGUGGAGUUGGCUGUUCCCGCGCAUGCGCAGCUGGGCCUUCUGGCAUCUGGGCCUUCACAACCAUUGGUUCCACCUGCCCCUCCCCCUCCGCCCCCGCUUCCUCCGCCCCAGCUUCCACCAGCACCUCUGUGCCUCAAAAGGACUGACGGUGCUAACACACAGGCUGCCUCGUUAAAGAAAGAUGUGCCCAUGCAAAUAACCAUCCAGGACCUCCUAAAAGUGAAGCUAAAGAAGGCCCAAAGUGCUGUGGGGAUAGACAAGAGGAGAUCACCGUUUGAGAGGUGCAAAGUGUUAAUCACUCUCUCGGAUCUGCAAAGCAUCAAUCUGAAGUCCAAAGCCACUCAACCACAGGCUCGUGCUACCAAUCAUUUGAUCACUCCCAGCAGAAGUGGCUUAGAUUUCCGAAAACACUUGAAAAAGGUCGCUGUCGAGAGGAGCCCAGGUGGGACCCCGUUAAGUAACAAAGAGAACAAAGAGACUGGCGCAGGGCUGACGCCGAUCAUGAUUCAGGCUCUGCGGCGCAAGUUUCAGUUGGCUCACCCAAAGAGUCCCUCUCCAUCACUGUUGCCUAAAGGAAGCAGCUUUGAGGAGCCAAGUUAGCGCGGCAUCUCCUGGCUGGCUGUGGUUCCCUGCGCUGCUUUUCUGGCCUUCUACAGAAGAAAGGAUCAUCUUGAAAGGGUCCUUUGGAGCGGAGAUCUCCAUCCCCGGGUGAAACAAGGAAAGGGGCGACAGCGCAAAUCCCCUCCCUGCCCUGAUAUUAUUUCCGGGGAUGGGGAACCUGUUGCCCUUCACAUGCCAUUGGACUUCCAACUCCCAUCAGCCGAGCAUGGGCAACAGGUUGCAAGCGGCCGGAGAUGCAGCCCAGCAACAUCUGGAGGGCCACAGAUUUCCCAUUCCUGCUUGGCAGCAUAGCGGUCAACGUGAGAUGCCUCCCUCUCCAUUGCUAUAAAAACACUUUACGGGUAACAGGCCCCACCUGUGUGGGGAAUCCGGCAUUCCUGAUCUUUUUGUAAUGUUGCUUAUUUGACCCAGAAGCUUUGCAUUUUUGUAACUUAAAACCCCCCACUUACGUUUACUAUUUUUAAAAAGCCUUUGGGGAGGGCAAUAUUUCUAAAUCCCCCCACCAAAACUGGUUUUUCAAGACUUGUAAGAAUGGCAGUCACUCUUGAGGUUUUAAAUCUAUCUAAAGUGUGUGUGUGUGUGUGUGUGUGUGUGGAUUUAUACACAAUUUUCUCCAUAAGGAAGAAUAUAGUCUCUUAGAGGGGGGAAAGAAUACAUUUUUCUCCAUAAAGGAGAAUGCCAUGUUACAGUCUCUUAGGGGGCAAGUGGACUGCCCUAAAUGCCUUUGUACUGGAAGAUGUGUGCUCAGCAAACCUCCAAUAAUCAAGAUUUUUGUUUCUGGUUCAAGUUUCUGCCUCGUGGAGCCUUUCCUGCAACCCUGACAGAUGACUGGGAAACAAGAGGCCAGGAUCAUUGUUUGGUCAUUCAAAUGCCCCUUAAAUGAGUCAAGUGGCUCCUAGUCCUAUGAUAGCGUGCCAUUAUGUACAGAUCCUCUCUGUAAGACAGGGACUAGGCUGUGGGUGGAGAUGAGAGACAUUGUUUUCAAAGUGCCAGUGGUGCUGUGAAAGGUGGUGGUUGUCUACAGUGUACAGACAUACCUCAUCUAUCCUGCUCUCUUUGGUCAGACUGGGUUUCUUAACUGGAGUUUUACCAGAACAGAGAAAGCUAGCGGAAAAACCACACUAGCCACAAUGGUUCAUUUAAAGCACAGUCAGCAAUCUGAAGAAGGCGUUGUCCGUCUUGAGUCUGUGCUUGCAAAAGCAUUAAAAGACAAAGUGCAUUUACAGGACCCCGGAAGGAGGCUUCAGUUCAUUAAUUUCCCAGUGUCAUUAACCUGGGAAAUUCAACCCUGUGAGCAACUCUAAAGAGUGCCAGAGUCAAAUUGGUUUGGCAGUGCGAAGGAAGCCAAUGAACUGAAUACCAGUUCUUUCACUUCAAAGGAUGCGUUAAUCAGGUCUUGAGCGUGUAUCUGUUGUUGACAGAAAUCUCUCCUUUGUCUGGUAAGUGUUUUGAAGGGAUCUUGUAAGCACGUGCACAAGCUGUUGACAUGCCUUGUGACAAGUGGCACCGAUUCUGCUGUAAUCUCUUGUUAUACUUAUCAUAUAUUCCCAUGUAGCCCGCCUCAUGGGAAUGUCUUCCAGUGUUACAGCUGCAGGUUGGUUUCAUGUCUACACUAGCAUUUAACUCUAAAAUGGAUUAAUUGUCAUGGCAACCCAUGAAUCCUGGAAGACCUGCUCAUUUGGGCAAAGAGGGGCCUCUUCAAAAGUUCCAGGGAGAAGCUUCAAGCUUUUUAAACUGCUUUAAAAUCAAAUGAAGUUUUGUAGAGCUGGGGUGUGUGUGUGUGGUCCUGUCGGAUGUUGUUGGACUACAACUCCCAUCAUCCCAGACCAUUGGCUAAGCCAACUAGGGAUGAUGGAAGCAGGAGCUGAACAACUUCUGGAGGGCCACAGGUUCCCCAUCUCUGUUGAAGGGUAAAGGCCCUUCAGAUUGUCCAUCGUUAACGUGGCGCAUUACAGAAAAGAGACUGAGCUUUUAAAGCUAAGAGAAUUGGGGCAGAGAUGGCUGGUAGGCUAAAGUGUUCCUGAACAUGUGUUGUUACUGUACAUGUGGGCUCACCUAGUUAUCAUUGUUAGUUCCACGUUUAGAGUGUAUUUCUGCUUCUAUUUCUCAACCGUUACUAAUUUUAUGGUUAUUUAUCUGUAUAAACUCAGUUGCUUCAUUGCCUACCUCCUGCGCAUUUUGAAAACAAAUAGCUCCUAUAAUCUACUUGUGGCACAUUUGGGAACAAACAUGGCUAUGGAAACUUGUAAUCAAAUGUAAAACAGCAUGGAUUGGAAUUGGUUUAAUAAAGCUAAAU